GUGGAUCAAGCUUGGAGAUUUUGGUUAUUAGGGCAUCCUUGAUAUUGUUCUUACUAGGAUUUCUCUUUGCUUUUUUCUGUAAAUCCACCAAAAGCAAUCGAAGCGAUGAAGGUCCAUCCAGCUCCAAAGAAACGGAACAUCACGCUCAGGUACGACAUCAAUUCAAGCCUCUCGGAAGCUAACAGGCUCAUGGGAAGGCAGAAGAAGCUCCGUCGACUCCCUCACAUAUUCAGUAGAGUAUUGGAACUUCCCUUCCAUUCUGACGCCGACGUUUUGAUCGAAGAGAAUUCCGAUUGUUUCCGCUUCAUCGCUAUAACUGAAGAUGUAGGUGAUGAUGUGACAGCCCACACCAUUGAAAUUUAUCCCGGAGUUACAAAGAUUGUGAUCAGAGGGAAUAAUCUUCUAGAAUUGUAUCUGGAUGAGCUCGAGAUCGAUCUGUGGAGAUUCAGGCUUCCACCAUCGACAAGGCCAGAACUUGCUAAUGCUGUUUAUGUUGAUGGAGAACUAAUCGUGACUGUCCCCAAGGGUGGCAGCAGCGACGACUCUGAUGAUGAGGCGAAUGAAGAAGAAGAAGAAGAUGGAGGUUGGGGUGAGGGAAAUGGGGAUCUCAGAGGUGGAGUGGGUCAUCUUGUCCUUGUACAGUAAUGCCUCUUUUCCAUUCCUAUGUCUUCAAACAACAAUAAUUCUGUUUAAGCUCUGUCAAUGGAACUUGGUUUUAUAUA
Telopea speciosissima is the source of this 722-nucleotide messenger RNA. RefSeq lists its product as uncharacterized. The transcript is spliced from 4 exons. The record is from RefSeq and is a predicted model, not a curated record. The coding region runs from base 106 to 645 and encodes 179 amino acids. Lineage: Eukaryota; Viridiplantae; Streptophyta; Magnoliopsida; Proteales; Proteaceae.